CAUCGAUCCCCGGUGCUGUUCGAACCGGCCUCCUCGCUGUCAGGAAGGAGCCUGGCCCAUCAACGCCGCGGCAAGCGCCAACCAACCCCGUUCCGUGCCCUCCGGUGAGGAUGGGGCCUUGGAUCCUGCUUCUGGCCCUCCUAUUCCCACCCUGUGUGGUCCUGGCAGCCCGGAACACCACCAUAGGGUGCCAGAAGAUCAGGCCUCCAUUGGAUGGUGGGAUCCGCUACCCUGGCCUCACCCAGGAACAGAUCCGCAGCAUCGAGGUGCUGCCCGUUGCCUACGAGAUCGAGUAUAUCUGCAGGAGCAACCGUGUCAUUGACGGGCCGGGAGUACGAAAGUGCCUGCCGAACGGGACCUGGACCCACAUGGAUCAGCGCAGUAGGUGUGUAUAUAACUGCUCCCGGCUGGCUCUGAACCUGGAGAAUGGGGUGGCCCUGACGAGGGGCGAGGUGAAGACAAGGGGUGACGUGAGGAUCCCGGUGGAGGGGACGCUGGUGGAGUACUACUGCAACGCCGGCUUCAAGCUGGUGGGGCCCACCAGCAGGGUCUGCACCAAGUACGGGAAGUGGAACACCAGCAAGCCCGUCUGCACAGUUGACAAAAAUUGGAACCGGCAGUCGUACAGCAGCAAACGGACCCUAUACAUCGGAGCGCUCUUCCCCAUGAGCGGGGGCUGGCCGGGAGGACAGGCUUGUCUGCCGGCCGCGCAGAUGGCCCUGCGAGAUGUUAACAACCGGUCGGACAUCCUCCGAGACUACGAGCUGCAGCUCAUUCACCACGACAGCAAGUGUGACCCUGGCAAAUCCACCAAGUACCUGUACGAGCUGCUCUACAAUGAGCCCAUGAAGAUCGUGUUGAUGCCGGGCUGCAGUGGUGUCUCAACACUGGUGGCGGAGGCUGCUCGCAUUUGGAACCUGAUUGUGCUCUCAUACGGCUCCAGCUCGCCAGCUCUCUCCAACCGCCAGCGGUUCCCCACUUUCUUCCGAACCCACCCCUCGGCCACCCUCCACAAUCCCACCCGUGUCAAGCUCUUCAAACGGUGGGGCUGGACCAAGAUCGCCACCAUCCAGCAGACUACAGAGGUCUUCACGUCGACUCUGGACGACCUGGAGCAGCGGGUGAAGGAGGCUGGGAUUGAGAUCAGUGUCCGGCAGAGCUUCCUGACGGAUCCGGGCGUGGCAGUGAAAAACCUCAAGAGACAAGAUGCUAGGAUCAUUGUUGGAUUAUUCUACGAAACCGAGGCAAGGAAAGUCUUCUGUGAGGUGUUCAAAGAGAAGCUGUACGGUAAGAAGUAUGUCUGGUUCCUCAUCGGCUGGUACGCCGACAAUUGGUUCAAGAUCCAGGACAACAACAUCAACUGCACGGUGCAGAACAUGACGGAGGCAGUGGAGGGCCACCUCACCACCGAGAUCCUCAUGGUGAAUCCCACCAACAGCAGGGGCAUAUCCAAAAUGACUUCCCAGGAGUUCCUGGAGAAACUGCAGGAGGUGAUCAACAAGUCGCCUGAGGAGACAGGCGGAUACCAGGAGGCACCGCUGGCGUACGAUGCCAUCUGGGCCCUGGCGCUGGCCCUCAACAAGACUGCCCAGGAACUGGAGAAGAAGCAGAUGCGUCUGGAGCAGUUCCACUACCGCAGCCAGAACAGUGAAAUCACCGAGGAGCUGUACAAGGCCAUGAAUUCCUCCUCCUUCGACGGAGUCUCGGGCCACGUGGUGUUCGAUGCCAGCGGCUCCCGAAUGGCAUGGACGAUGAUCGAGCAACUGCAAGAUGGGAAGUAUGUGAAGAUUGGUUACUAUGACAGCACCAACGACAACAUGUCCUACUUCGGCACUGAUCGCUGGUUUGGGGGUGUCCCACCUGCCGACCACACCAAGGUCAUCCCUACAUUCCGGUACCUGUCACAGAAGCUCUUUGUGUCUGUCUCUGUCUUGGCUGGGCUCGGGAUUUUGCUGGGAAUCAUCUGCCUGACCUUCAACAUCUACAACAGUAAUGUGCGGUACAUCCAGAACUCGCAGCCCUACCUGAACAACAUGACAGCAGUGGGUUGCACCUUGGCACUAGCCGCCGUGUUCCCCCUUGGUCUGGAUGGCUACCACAUCCGCAAGUGGCAUUUCCCCCUUGUCUGCCAGGCUCGCCUAUGGCUCCUGGGUCUGGGCUUCAGCCUGGCCUAUGGAAGCAUGUUCACUAAGAUCUGGUGGGUCCACACCGUGUUCACCAAGAAGGUGGAGAAGAAGGAGAAGCGGAAGCACCUGGAGCCCUGGAAGCUGUAUGCCACGGUCAGUGUGCUGCUGGCCAUCGACAUCAUCACCCUGGCCAUCUGGCAGCUGGUCGACCCGCUUCACCGCACCGUUGAGGAGUUCACCAAAGAGGCUCCCGCCGGAGAUCAGGACGUGCUGAUCCUACCACAGCUGGAGCACUGCAGUUCCAAGAAGAUGAACACCUGGCUCGGAAUUGUUUAUGGAUACAAGGGCUUGCUGCUCCUCCUGGGGAUCUUCCUGGCCUACGAGACGAAGAGCGUUUCCACAGAGAAGAUCAACGACCACCGGGCCGUGGGCAUGGCCAUCUACAAUGUGGCCGUGCUCUGUAUGAUCACAGCCCCGGUGACCAUGAUCGUCAGCAGCCAGCAGGAUGCCGCCUUUGCCUUUGCCUCCCUCGCUGUCGUGUUCUCCGUCUACAUCACCCUGGUGGUUCUCUUCGUCCCAAAGAUGCGGAGGCUGAUAACACGAGGAGAGUGGCAGUCCGAGCAGCAGGACACUAUGAAGACGGGCUCGUCGACCAACAAUAACGAUGAGGAGAAGUCACGGCAGCUGGAGAAGGAGAACAGGGAGCUGGAAAAGAUCAUUGCGGAGAAGGAAGAGCGGAUCUCUGAACUGCGGCAGCAGCUCCACGAGCGACAACAGCUGAGGUCGCGGAGACGGCCCUCCGGCGCGGCCAAGGAGACACUCGCCGACAAUCACUACGGCAACUCGGCGGGGACAGUGCCCUCGCUCUACCAGCCCCACAUGCCCCUAGUCAAGUGCCUGGUCUCGUCCGAGCAGGGCAGCAAGCUCGGCAGGAACAACUGCGAGGGUAGCAGGGUCCACCUGCUCUACAAGUGACGGUGGGGCCCGGCGUGGCGGCAGGUCCCGGAAUCAAUGGCGCCCCUCGGCUAGAGGGCCCGGCGAAGCUCAGCACUGGUCAGGAAAUGAUUGGACUAUUCACUAUCUCCCACUCACUCAGAACCGGACCGAGACGUCCAGUCGAACCCUCCCAACACCAGCCACAACCCCAGAGCACGCCCGCGGCUGUGGUCGACUGUUAACAUGCAGGGUUUAAUAAAGUGGAAAUGAGUCCUCGUUUUUUUUUCAUGUUCAAAGCAAAAUUAGGAACCCCGCCCCGUUUACAAUCAUGUGUUAACCUUGCAAUUGAUUUCUAUAACUGAGGAACUAUGUGUUUACGAUGCAACUAACCCAUAAAGCCAGAGGAUUGUCCCCGUUUUACAAAGUUGCUGAUCCACAAUGCUGACCGAGUCUCCCCUUGUUUGCGAAUUAAAUGCCCUGUAAAUCCUAAGGAACCGUCCCUGUGCUUACCCGCUUACUGACCAGUGUACUAGACAAUCUGUGCCUGUGUUUACGAUGUAACUUUUCCGUAAAACCAGAAAAAAUGCCCCAAUGUUUACAGUGUAACUUAUCCAUAAAUUCGGAGGAACUGUCCCUGUGUUUAUGAUAUAACUAAACAUAUAUCCAGAGGAAUAUGUCCUUGUCCUUACUGGCCUGUAUGCCACCUCCAUAUCCAUCCAGUCGCCAGCCUCCGCAGCGUACAGGAGGGCCCCUUUGAACACGCUUCAACCACUCUCGUUUUCCCCUCUGCUGUUGGGAUCAUCGCCCCAUACCCACAUUCUUUCCGAAAUCUCUUGCGAAAUGAUGCGAGGGUGGGAGUGAAAGGUGUUCAGGGUUGAAUCCCUGUCUGUUCCAGGAGUAGCCCUGCCCUUUCUGGGCCGUGUCGGGUCUUUCUGGUGUUGCACCUCUGCCAUUGACUCUGGGGAACGAGAACAGGGACGAUGUUGCCCCCUUGUGGGUUGUGGUUGUAAUUGAAACGUUAACUGUAACUACAUCUGACUUGAGUAUAAAAUUUACCAAGGACUUCACUACCCCAUGUGGGUUGUAGUAGUAAUUGAUACGUUAACUGUAAUUACAUCUGACUUAUGUACAACAUUUAUGAAGGACUUCUCCAGAUUAGCUCGCGGCCGGAUUUAGAGUUACAUUCAGAGAAUCUCCUCAGUUUUAAUGUUACACUGUCAGGGUGACCUUAUAACUUUGGUGCAGACUGAUGCAGUAAAUUUUAUGAAUGAUCUGCCGUCCUCUCCCCAUCAUCCAACUAGGGCAAGAAGAAAGCAAAACCCGCAGAUGUUAGAAAGCCUGAAACAAAGCCAGAAAGGUAGAUAAGCGCCUUCCUCUAGCACCGGACAGUGCCGAGUUCAGCGUGGAGCCCUGGGGCUGCGACACCUCCAGUCGCCGUAGGUUUCAUCUGCAACAGAGGGGUGGCGUCAGGAGACCGGGGUGAGAGUGGGGGUGGAGGUUUACAGCUCAGGUCAUUUCUGAGAAAUGGUUACUUCAUCCUGUGUAAGACCAUAUCGUGAAGGGAACACAGGUGAAUCAGUGCGGUCAAAGACUCACCUCCGAGGGGAGAUUUAAUGAAGAUCCCCCCCCCCCCACCACCGUGUCCCAGCUGGGAGAGGAACCACCCAAAGGAAAUGUAUCGACUCAGCUCUAACAGUCUGGGUGGGUUGUGAAAUGUGGGCAGAGUGGGAGGGGGGGGGCUGCAGAUUGGCACCAACACACCCAACCCGUCGAUUUGAAUUUGGCAAUACACAAGACGAGGGAGGGGGGCAAAAAGCACCCGUUCUCGCCCUUAGUGCCCCCUGUUCCCCCCCCCCAUUGCAGAUCUGCCUAAGCGUUAGAAUGUUACCUGUCCCAUCCGAUUCUCGUUCGCGCCGUCUCGGACCGUACAAGCUACCGGUUGUCAGGGUGGGCCCACCAACCUGGAUCGUUCCGCAUUACAAAGUGAGUGGUGAUUGUUUCCCAUGUUGUAACUCGCACUGACCACUUAGAAUUUGCACUCACAAGAUGCAUGGAUGGUUUCAUUCACUGUAGCCAACAAGGAUGUGUUUAUAA
Messenger RNA from Hypanus sabinus (Atlantic stingray), 5156 nucleotides. RefSeq names its product gamma-aminobutyric acid (GABA) B receptor, 1b (gene gabbr1b). NCBI's taxonomy places the organism in Eukaryota, Metazoa, Chordata, Chondrichthyes, Myliobatiformes, Dasyatidae. The coding region runs from base 111 to 3101 and encodes 996 amino acids. The transcript has 23 exons. Gene Ontology annotation, molecular function: G protein-coupled GABA receptor activity. The record is from RefSeq and is a predicted model, not a curated record. Gene Ontology annotation, biological process: gamma-aminobutyric acid signaling pathway; G protein-coupled receptor signaling pathway. Gene Ontology annotation, cellular component: membrane; G protein-coupled receptor heterodimeric complex.